Molecule: messenger RNA, 2407 nt
Organism: Centruroides sculpturatus (bark scorpion)
Lineage: Eukaryota; Metazoa; Arthropoda; Arachnida; Scorpiones; Buthidae
Product: peroxisomal acyl-coenzyme A oxidase 3-like
Exons: 3
Coding region: 1978-2352 (124 amino acids)
Biological process (GO): fatty acid beta-oxidation using acyl-CoA oxidase; lipid homeostasis
Cellular component (GO): peroxisome
Molecular function (GO): fatty acid binding; FAD binding; pristanoyl-CoA oxidase activity
Source: RefSeq, a predicted model, not a curated record
AAUCGCCCUUACGUAAUUUAUGGACGGCCCCUUAUCUUUAAAAAGUUAUAAAACCCUGUGACGUCAGUAAAGUAAUCAAAUUACUACUCCAGCGCACCCGUGUAUAUUAAAAAGAACAUAUCCAAUACGUAUGUCAAGAAAAUCAAAGCACGUACAAGUGAUAUUACUAACCAAAACAUGGAAAUAGACAAAAUUUAUCGCACCUUUCAACUAAAUAACUACCCAAACAGAAUUAUCAACAAAUGGUUACACAACCACUCGUCGGGUCAAUCCAAACCAAAGACACAAAAAAAUUAGAUUAUACCCCCACUACUUUUGAAAACAUCCAAAGAAUACUAACACCGUAUAAUAUAAUUUUAGCACUCACACUAAACAAUAAAAUCAAAAAUUUCUUGAAAACCAAAGAACAAACUAAUAGUAAUGCUGACGUUUUAUUAAAUAAUAAUCUUGUUUACACCUUCGCUUGUACGUGUCAUCCAAAGUACUAUUAUAUAGGUGAAACUAGCGGAGCGUUAAAAACCCGUAAAAAAAAAGCGUAUAAGAGCCACGAACUCGGCAGUCGCCACUCGUUGCAACCGAGCAGGCUGCGAGAUCUCACUCGACAGCGUCAAAAUUCUUAAAAAAGAAAAAAUAUUAUCAAAGGAAAUUUUUAUGAACAUAUUGAGAUUAUCGAAACAAAUGAAAUACACAGAAUGAACCUUAACACAGGUGCAGUCAUCAAUGACAUCUGGCAACCAUUCCUAACUAAGUAGCAAAGCCCAUUAAGAUGUACUACAUCCCUCCCUCUAUCGUAUCUCACUGCGUAAAUCAACGCACCAAACAUUCAGUGAACGAUACAGGGAAUACUCGCAUCUUUUUAACCUCUCCUAUCUGGCUUAUGUUUUUUUGUACGUUUUAUCGGAAUUAUUUCUCAGCCUAUAGGUAUUUCCUUAUUAUAAGGCAUGAUCAAAAAGUUUCCGUUCGAAGGCUGUACAGUCCAGAUUUGGUACGCCAGUCACGCAAAAGCGCCGCGAUCAUUUAGGCAAGCAUCCCACCGAUCCACCAGGUUUAAUAUACGCCGUUGGUAAAACUCCUGUUUCUGCCGCUCGAAGAAGUCCGAAACUGCCCGCUGCGCUUCUACGUCCUUUUAAGGAUUUCUUUAAGGAACCGAAAGCGUGAAAAUCGCACGGGACUGUAAGGCGGCUGCUCGAGUGUCUCCCACUUUAGUGCGCGUAACUUCUGCGUUACGACAUUUGCGGUAUGGGGACGCGCGUUAUCACGAAGCAGAAUCACCCCAUUUCGCCUUAAUUGCGCGUCGUAAUCUCUCAGCGUUUCGCAGUGCCGUGCCCCAGUGAUGGAGACACAAUAAGCGAUGGUGAUCGAAGAACGGGGUAAGCGUCACUUUUCCAGCAGAUGAUUGGCUCUCGAACUUCUCGGGACGAGGGGACGAAGGAUGACACCGCUGCACGGUCGCCGCUUUCGACUCAGGUUUUCAGUGGUGGCACCAGCUUUCGUCGCCAGCAACAAUGCGCUGGAGGAAGUGUUGCCUUCGACAUUGAAACGCAUCGGGUGCCACGUCCUUAAACGGAAACUUUUUGAACGCCCCUUAUAAUUUUAUAAAAAUUCCGCCUCUUAAUUAUGUACUUUAAGUUUACCACUUUCUAUUUUAGCACAUGUUCCCCCUUUUCACCCAUGUCUUCUCACCAGUCGUGUUAUUCUAACUGUCACUAUAAUCUCAGGUAAUUAUGUUUUAUUGCAUAAAACUUUGUACACGUAUCCUAAAUAUUUCGGUACAAUCGGUAAAUCUGUAACUCUGUAAUAAUUUUUCUGAUAAAUCUGUUAUAAUAGGACUGAAGAGGGGCAUUAAGCCCGAAAUGCGUAUCCUUUCCUAUCAAUAAACCGACCUUCUUCCACUAAAAGUGCUCUCGCGCGAUUUGUUGUCAACGGCAACCUUACGCCAAGAAAAUACAGCUAAUUAUAUUUUAUUUCUAGCGUACUAUGUUGAUAUCAUUCUCAAGAUUUAUACAAAGCGUAGAAGAUGUCAGUAUGUCUCGAGUUCUGCAGAAACUCGGUUGUCUGUAUGGUCUGUGGAGAUUACAGAAUUAUUUAGGACAGUUAUACGAAGGAGAAUAUUGCUGUAAAACUUUUUCAUCGCUGCUAGAAGAAGCAAUUCUGAAAUUGUGUGUGGAUUUAAAGGACGAUUCUGUCGCCUUGGCCGAUGCCAUUGCACCCACCGACUUCCUUCUCAAUUCUGUUUUGGGAAAAUCGGAUGGACAAGCUUAUAAGAAUAUUUACGACGAACUUAUGAAGGUGCAAAAGAAUCCAGAUUUUUUCUUGAAACCCGAAUCUGUUCCUAUACAGAGCAAGAUUUAAAUAUAAUUCAAUUUUGUGUAUUUGCAAUUUAUAAAACUGAAUACUUUAUCCCAAA